AUGCCAACCAUAUAUUCGUCGUUGUACCAGACAUUUAUCCGUCAAGGAUUUGCCAAGUCUUUUACCCACGGCUAUGCGCAGUCUGUCGUUGCCGCCACCCAUCCCCAUGUCUUGAGCCAGCAGAACCGGCCGUCGUUUGCGCGGCGGAAUAGCAACCGGUUCGGUCGCAUCCAAGCACUCCAGCUCCAGAGUGCCUUCCACACGACUUCGGGCGCCCCGGAACACAGGCCUGCGCUCAGCCAUGGCGGCCUGGAUGCUUACUACGAGCAUCUCCAGAGCCAGAUCUCCGACGAGGCUGAGAACGAGUGGGUUCAGUUUCAAUUCCAGCGCCGCAUUGAGUGGAAGCCGUCACCAGCCUCCGUCCUCACGGGCAGCGAGGAGAAGCUCAACAGCAUUGCCGAGACAGAAAAUGAAGGGGCAUCCGAGGUCCUGCUGGCAGCACCGCCCGCAGUGCCCACCGUCGAUGCUACCGCAGAAGCGAGUGGGCGGGCUGCUGUACAAGAGACAGCAGCAGUGAACGAGGUGGUGGUGGAAGAUGGUGACACAGCAGAAUCAGAGGCUGCAGACCAGGCAGCCCUGGCACAGAUCGAUGCAGCUCUUGAGAAAGAGAUCGCGGCUCGCAAGCAGCGCUGUGCUCUGGAAGAGGGGCACACGCAGACUUCAGCUACAGCAGUCGAGGAGCAGAACGUGCUUUCUGCCUCGCCGGCCGCCCGGACUGCCACGCCAGCCACUGACCGCCAAUCACGGACCUACGCCGACCACCUUACCUCGCUGUCCGAGGCUGGCCGCUAUGCUGAGAUCCCUGCUGUCUUCGAGGCCAUGCUUGUGGCGGGCAUUCGUCCCAUCGCCACUGCCUACAACGCCCUGCUGAUGGCGGCCAUCCACUUGCCUAUCGGCCGGAUGGAGGUCAUCUCCAAGGCCCUGGACGUUUACGCCGACAUGAUGCGCCGUAAGAUUGCACCGGACAGCGAUACCUUUGACAUCCUGAUUGGCCUGCUCGCCUCUCGUUCUCUCGAGCUGUCGGUCAAGUUGCGGUCUCUCGAAGAGAAGCGGAUGCGGUAUGGCGGCAUGGACGAGCCUGGCAAGUUCAUGUUUGCCUCGCACGAACUCGAAAAUGCCAUCGCUUCGGAGGAGGACCGCUUGGACUACGCCAUCAAGCUGUUUGAGGCGUCCGUUGCUGUGCAGAAGGCCUCCUACUCGUCCGAGACGUAUCACCAGCUGAUCUCGGCAUGUGCCCAGGCUGGCCGCCUCUCGGAUAUGCUCCAGCUCUUCGGCCACAUGGAGACGAACAAAGUCACGCCCUUCGCAGCCACGUUCCCGGCCAUGAUCCAUGCCUUUGCCAGCUCUGGCGACCUGAUCAGCGCUGUGGAGUGCUACGACGAGUACCGGAACUUGGCCAUCUCGAACGAUGCCGGUGAAAACAGCCUGCUGGACCGCCUUGAUGCUCAGGUGUACGCAGCAGUGAUCAACGCGUACAUUGUCUGUGACAAGCUGCCCGGCGCCAUGAAGUUCUACCAGAAGAUCAUCGACGAGUAUGGUCCGCGCACGACUGGGAUGAAGGACGUUCUGGUCAGCGCCGGCUUUGUGCAAGGCUUUGCGAACCGCGGCAUCUAUCCGACAGCUCUGGAGUGGGCACAGGGUGUCGAGCAGAGCGUGAGGGUGCAGGCUCUGAGCGAAGUGGCCGUCUUGGCUGCCGACCAUGGUGAGCAGGCCACUGCUAUUGCAGCCUUCGCGGCCCUGGUCGAGAUCGCUGGCGCCGAACACGCGGCCAUUGCGAGCCCGACAACCGCUCUGCUUGCUCUUCACAUCCGGCUCGGCGAUGUUGCCGGUGCGGCGAAGUUUUGGCAGAUGCUGCGGAACCCGCUCCUGGAAGUGUCGGCGUCUCUGAUUGAGCCGACGGCCAUGUAUGCUGUGGCUCUCAUUGGGUCUGGUCAGGUGGCCAAGGGCUUGAUGGAGUCGGAUACGAUGUUUGAGCGUAUCCGCCAGUCGAGGGAGGGCCAGGUCAAGGUUUCGAUCACUGACGAGAUCGAGGAAGGAGUGGCCUUUAUCAGUCGCUACAUGCAGGCACGAAACAUUGUGGACCCCAGAGAAGAUGCGGCGUCGACAUAUGGCGCGUCUCCGUUCUCGUCCACGCCUACGGUGUCGAGCUUUGAGGACCACAGCAACUUCGAUCCCUACGCACACAACACGGAUUUCAAGGGCUCGUCGCUUAUCUCAGACGAUCUCGAGGGCAGCCACGGACGGAAGGGACCGAAACUCAAUGAGGCUUUGGCCCGGUUUCGCAACAUGCGUCGUGCAGGCCGCCACCCAAGGUACAUUACAUAUGCCAAGCUGAUCUCGGCUGCGUCGCGCGAGGGCAAGAUGGAUCUCUGCAACAACAUCUUGGCCAUGGCCCGGACGGACGUGCCGUUGCUUCCGCAGUACGCUGUCGUUCGCUAUGGCUGGUCGUCUAUCCUGGAUGCCAUGGUCGGUACUUCUCUGUCGGUCGGCAACCGGUCUCUGGCCGAGCAGUACCACCAGGAGCUGCUCAGCUUUGGCUCCGCGCCUUCUGCAAACACGUUUGGUCUCUACAUCACGACGCUGAAGGAGUCGACUAAGACGUUUGACGAGGCAUCAGAGGCAGUCAAGAUCUUCCACCGCGCCAAGGCAGAGGGGGUUGAGCCCAGCUCAUUCCUGUACAACGCGCUCAUUGGCAAGCUGGGCAAGGCACGGCGUAUCGACGACUGCCUGUUCUACUUUGCAGAGAUGCGGGCACUGGCGAUCAAGCCGACGUCGGUGACGUAUGGCACGAUUGUCAAUGCUCUGUGCCGUGUUUCGGACGACAAAUUUGCCGAGGAGCUGUUUGACGAGAUGGAGGCGAUGCCCAACUACAAGGCGCGACCGGCGCCGUACAACAGCAUGAUGCAGUUCUUCCUGACGACGAAGCGGGACAAGGCCAAGGUGCUGGCGUACUACGAGCGCAUGCUUGCGCGCAGCAUCACGCCGACGUCGCACACGCACAAGCUCUUGAUCGACACGCACGCGACUCUGGAGCCGAUCGACAUGGCAGCGGCCGAGGCUGUGCUGGAGCGGAUUCGUGCUUCGGGGCAGAAGCCGGAGCCGGUGCACUACGCAUCGCUGAUCCACGCGCGCGGCUGCAACAUGCACGACAUGGAGGGGGCGCGACGCAUCUUCGACUCGGUGAUGGACGGCUCGGCCGUGACGGCAAACGCAUCUCUCUUCCAGGCGCUGUUCGAGGCGAUGGUGGCCAACCACCAGGUGGCCGAGACGGAGCCGGUGCUGGCCAUUAUGCGCAAGAGGGGUGUCGAGCUGACGCCGUACAUUGCCAACACGCUGAUCCACGGCUGGGCAGCAGAGAACGACAUCGCCAAGGCUGCUGAGAUUUAUGCGGCUGUCGGUCGCAACCGGCGCGAGCCCAGCACGUACGAAGCCAUGACGCGGGCAUAUCUUGCGACCGAAGAGCGGGAGAAGGCGCAGGCGGUGGUGUCGGAGAUGCUUCACCGAGGCUACCCCAGUGCGGUGGUGAACAAGGUGCUGGAGCUGCUUGGUGGUGGCCAUGCGACCGAAGCGGCGAGCGUCACUGUUGCCGAGUAA
Grosmannia clavigera kw1407 is the source of this 3594-nucleotide messenger RNA. RefSeq names its product pentatricopeptide repeat protein. NCBI's taxonomy places the organism in Eukaryota, Fungi, Ascomycota, Sordariomycetes, Ophiostomatales, Ophiostomataceae. The coding region runs from base 1 to 3594 and encodes 1197 amino acids. Gene Ontology annotation, molecular function: protein binding. The transcript has a single exon. The record is from RefSeq and is a predicted model, not a curated record.